UGCGUGUCCAUCUAAACUAGUUAUGUUCUCUCUCGUCUCUUUAAGACUGUAAUAUUUUAUAUUAAAUGACCGAUUUAAGACAUCCCCUACCCAACCCCGAACACUUAACCGGAAACAAGAAACUCCAUUUAAAUCUUGACUUCUCAGUUCUCUCUUUCGAGGAGAACAAAGAAACCCGACCCGAGAUUCACUCUUUACUUUCUGCCGUGAAAAACGACGCAAAUGGGUUUCUUUUCGUUCCUCGGACGAGUCCUUUUCGCUUCUCUCUUCAUUCUCUCCGCCUGGCAAAUGUUUAAUGAUUUUGGGGUUGAUGGUGGGCCUGCGGCAAAGGAGUUGAUACCCAAACUUGCCGUUGCUAGGAAGCACCUAUCCUCAACAUUAGGGUUAGGAAUACCUGAUAUAGAAGUUAGACAUAUUGUUGCAACUACUAUCUUUCUGAAAGGAAUUGGAGGUAUUUUAUUUGUAAUUGGCAACACCUUUGGAGCUUUUCUCCUGCUUGUCCACUUGGUGCUUAUCACCCCACUUCUGUUUGAUUUCUACAACUAUGGUCCGAUGGACCCUGAAUUUGUUCCUCUCUUAAAUGAAUUCUUGCAGAACAUUGCACUUUUUGGUGCAUUGCUUUUCUUCAUAGGAAUGAAGAACUUAAUUCCUAGGAGGCAACUCAAGAAGAAGACUCCGAAAGCAAAAACAGGUUAGGUACACCAGAGAAGCUAUUUUCCACUGUUGGGAUUGUUCUUUCGGGCAUGCCCAAGAACUUGGGGUUACCACUGUCAAUGCAGCAUCAGAUACUGUUUUUUGGAGUUUUUUCAAGUCAAGGACCCAAAAUUUUUAUAUUCUUUUCCUUUUCUAGAGAUUGUUAUGCUGACAGUCCCUGCUCACAGGGUAUAUUGUCAUUUUGGAAAGUGAAUGGAUAGCAACAUAUUUCAUUGCUCUUAGCACAAUUAGGAUUUCAUACUGCAAUUUUCGCUGAUCAUGGAUGAUAAACUGCCAUGCUUUUUAUUUGUAGAUUAAGAUCUUAGACAUUUUGUUAGUAAGUCUCGAAGCCUUUAAA
Molecule: messenger RNA, 1051 nt
Organism: Pistacia vera
Lineage: Eukaryota; Viridiplantae; Streptophyta; Magnoliopsida; Sapindales; Anacardiaceae
Exons: 5
Coding region: 223-696 (157 amino acids)
Source: RefSeq, a predicted model, not a curated record